This is a messenger RNA of Pseudophryne corroboree (corroboree frog), 3225 nucleotides long. RefSeq names its product ankyrin repeat domain 13C (gene ANKRD13C). Gene Ontology annotation, molecular function: signaling receptor binding. The record is from RefSeq and is a predicted model, not a curated record. The coding region runs from base 240 to 1742 and encodes 500 amino acids. The transcript has 13 exons. Lineage: Eukaryota; Metazoa; Chordata; Amphibia; Anura; Myobatrachidae. Gene Ontology annotation, biological process: protein retention in ER lumen. Gene Ontology annotation, cellular component: cytoplasm.
GCCCCCUUCCUACCGGCUGUCGUCCCAGUCCCGUGCUGGCGGGCGGAUCUCGCGAGAGUGGCUGUGUAAGUCUAAGAUGGCCGCCGGUGCUGCUGCUGCUGCUGUGCUGCGCUCUCCGUGAGGGAUGUGAGGCGCCCGCUGGCCAGCGCUCACCCGGUGUCGGAUCUCCCGGGCCGGAGCCGCAUGUCCGGGGCCUGUCCCCGCCCUCCCCUCCUGCGUCGCCCGCCUCCCCCACCGCGAUGACCGGGGAGAAGAUCCGCUCCCUCCGCCGGGACCACAAGCCGUGCAAGGACGAGGAGCUGCUGGAGCCCGAUGAGGAGGCCACGGCCGGGGGCGGCACCGUCACCCGGGGCGGCAAGAACAAGAGCGGCAAGGGCUUCUCCAACCACCGGCUCAUCCGUCCCCCCUCCCAGCAGGCCCUGACCGGAGACGGGGAGUCCAAGCCCGGCAGCCAGUACCCGGUGCACGAGUGCGUCUUCAAGGGCGACAUCCGCCGGCUGUCCUCCCUCAUCCGCAGCCACAGCAUCAGCCAGAAGGACAGCCACGGUAAUUCUCCGUUACACCUCGCUGUGAUGUUGGGCAAUAAGGGUCAUCAGUCUCCUCAUCCCUGGCUUUCUGUGACUAAACUAAGGAGACGGGAACUACUCAUGCCUUGGCUGUUCAGUAUAAUCAUUGAGGCUGCGUACAGAGCAGUUACAGCGUUACUGAGAAAGCUGAAGCAGCAAUCCAGGGAGAGUGUGGAGGAAAAGCGACCUCGUCUUCUGAAUGCUUUAAAGGAGCUAGGAGAUUUUUACCUGGAACUUCACUGGGAUUUUCAAAGUUGGGUGCCUUUACUGUCCCGUAUUCUGCCUUCUGAUGCAUGCAAGAUCUAUAAACAAGGUAUUAAUAUCAGGCUUGACACAACUCUCAUAGACUUCACAGAUAUGAAGUGCCAACGAGGGGACCUCAGCUUCAUCUUCAAUGGCGAAGCUGCGCCCUCUGAAUCAUUCGUAGUCUUAGACAAUGAGCAGAAAGUGUACCAGAGAAUACAUCACGAGGAAUCUGAAAUGGAGACGGAGGAGGAAGUGGAUAUACUAAUGAGCAGUGAUAUCUAUUCAGCAACUUUAUCUACGAAAUCCAUCACGUUCGCACGCGCCCAGACGGGCUGGCUUUUCAGAGAGGACAAAACGGAACGUGUAGGGAACUUCCUAGCGGAUUUCUAUUUGGUCAAUGGGCUAAUACUGGAAUCCCGCAAACGGAGAGAACAUCUUAGUGAGGAGGACAUCCUGCGAAACAAAGCCAUCAUGGAGAGUCUGAGUAAAGGAGGAAACUUGAUGGAACAAAAUUUCGAGCCUGUGCGGAGACCGUCGCUGACACCUCCUUCUCCCAACACCAUUACGUGGGAGGAGUACAUGUCCGCAGAGAAUGGGAAGGCUCCUCAUCUUGGAAGGGAACUUGUCUGCAAAGAGAACAAGAAAACCUUUAAGGCAACAAUUGCUGUGAGCCAGGAUUUCCCUCUGGGAAUUGAAUCACUGCUGAAUGUUCUAGAGGUAAUAGCACCUUUCAAGCACUUUAACAAACUCCGGGAAUUUGUACAGAUGAAGCUUCCUCCGGGGUUCCCUGUAAAACUAGAUAUCCCGGUGUUCCCCACAAUCACGGCCACUGUAACAUUUCAAGAGUUCCGCUACGGAGAAUUUGAGGAGGCCAUUUUUACGAUACCAGAUGACUACAAAGAGGACCCCAGCCGUUUUCCUGACUUAUAACGUGGAAAAUCUUCUCCGCUCCAUGAUCUGUAGCUGACGCAAGCGGCCGCAUGGGAUAGUGGUCCAAGGUCCUUUUAAAGAUAACUGGUUCUCUGUGGUCCCCCUGCAAAUGUAAAGCAUUGAGUGCAGCAUACUCGGAGAUCCAGGAUUGCUACAAGCUGCAUGGUCUGAUAAGUCAGCGACACUAUUGGACAAAGUAGAUCCUCGCUCUCCGCCGCACUUCCAGGUCUUACAUCUAUUCAGUUUCUCCAUUCCGCAAUGCUGACGUGGGGCUCUUCCAUAGUGUUAGAGUCUUCACACACAAAUCCUGUAUAAAUUCUACCUUACAAUUUAGGGUGAAAUUUUAAAUUAUCGUUGUUUUUUUUGUCCCAUCAUAAAUUAUGCGCACUGUAAUAUUAUGUAUAGAUUCCUGUUUGGAUAUAAAUAGAAGGAAUAUUCUUUAUUUGAAUUAAACCAAUGUCUAUUCAAUAAAUUGCAGAAACCCUCGCCCACGGCUGCAGAGCACAGAAAAUCGCUCUGCAGUUUUGAGUAAAGUAAAGCGGUGGGUGCUGUUUUUAAUUAAAUUUAUUAUUUUCAGGUGUUUUUUAUUUUGUUUUUAUGUUUUCUAUAAAGUCCAUGUUAUUCAUGGUAAUGUUUUCUUUCUGUUGUACAAGUAUCUUGUUUUAUUUGCAGUUGUUGAAUUUCCAUGUGUUCAAUGUCUACGAGAUCAUUCGAUUUUGAUAAUCAGACACUUACCUUAUCUGGAGCCGGAAGUCGUCAGUCUAGAAUCGUUUAAAUUCUUCGCUGCUUUUCUGUAUAUGCCGUGAAAUUAUAGUUGCCAUCGCAAAUGUAACAUUCUUCUUUAUAGAACGACGCAGCAGCCGUUGCGAGGAAAAUUGGUUUCACAGUGAGGAGAGAUAGCAGCCGAACAAGCUUUAAGGGGCUUUUCUUUCAAAAACAAAUUCUGCAUAAAGGGAUGAAACGGACAGGCGUGUCAUUUUUGUACUUGGCAUGAUGUCUUUACUGGACAAGAGCGCCCCCUUCCCCGUCUUUUUUUAAGACUGCAUUUUUGGUCCGUACAGCUGCUUAUCAAGAUCCAAACAGAGGUUUUGUUUAUGCCUAGAGUACAGGGAAAAGGCACUUUUUAAUAGAGAAAUAGACUACAUUUUACUAUACGAUAUUAGCGAAACGGAAAACAAACGAGAGGCCGAUUUAGCAGACACGUAAUAUAUCGGCCAUACAAUGCACUCUGGGUAAUCCGAAGCAGAAAUUCAGAUAAGUCAGGUCUUCCAAAUCGCUGCUUCUUACUGAAAGGGAGUUGUCCUGCUCCAUUGAAGAACAAGAACUGUUUCCAAUCUUCAUCGGUCAAUAGAUCUUUUUACUGGAAGUUGUACACUUCACUCAUUUUUACUUUUUUUUUUUUUUGUUAACUGGUAAACAAAUAACCAUUUCUUGCUGGACUCGCACCUAGUUCUGGUUUUAAUUAAACAAAGUUCAAUCUGUU